UAGUACACAUGGUAUAUAAAGGCUGUAUCUUCCUUAAGUUUUGAAAUGCGGUCCAAAUGAAGUUUCUAUAUCUGAUAUUUUUGGCCACGUCAGUGACUGGCCGAUUCACAGAUGAUUUUUACAAACAGUUGGCCAAGGACAAUGCCAACAAGAAUCUUAUUUCUUCGCCUCUUUCUGUCGGUAUUGCCUUGAGUAUGGUCUACAUAGGAGCUGGGGGAAAGACAGCCCAAGAAAUGAGGAGCGUCUUGAAAUUGCCCGCGGAUAAAAGGGAAGUUGCUCGUAAAUACAAGGCAUUUGCGACAAGUCUCGAAGGUCGCGAGAAGGUAGCCAUCCUCGAUAUAGCCAACCGUAUAUACGUUAACGGGCUCUAUACUAUAGUUCCGGAGUUCAAUCAAGUGGUCAAAGCCUCCUUUAAGGUCGGGGCGGAGGCUAUCAACGUAAAUGAUCCUAAUAAAGCCGCUUUGAUCAUCAAUAAGUGGGUGAACGAUCAGACGCGCAGCAGGAUCAAAACCAUUGUUACGGGUCAAGAUAUAACUUCAGAUCUGGUUAUGAUUCUCUUAAAUGCAAUUUACUUCAAAGGCCAGUGGCAGUACGAAUUCGACCCUAAAAGGACCAAACAGGCCGAUUUUCGAACUGCCGACAAAAAAACCGUUCCUGUCCAGAUGAUGUUUAAAUUUGACUCAUUUAGAGCUGGAUAUAUUCAGGAAUUGGAUGCCAAAGUGAUCGAGCUUCCUUACCGGAACUCAAGCCUCUCCAUGCUCAUCUUUUUGCCGGAAAAAGUCGAUGGUUUGCCAGAAUUGGAGAGAAAGAUCGCAGGCUUCUCCCAAUGGCUUCCAGAGGUGAAUGUGAAUUUAAAGCUGCCGAAGUUUAAAAUCGAACUCACUUCAGAGCUAGAGGAUAUUCUAAAGACGAUGGGCAUAAGAGAUGCAUUUGAACCCUCAGCGGAUUUUAAGGGUCUAGUAAGAGCGAGAGGAGUCAGGAUCAGCAAAGUCAGGCACAAGGCCUUCAUUGAGGUUAACGAGGAGGGCGCCGAGGCAGCAGCUGUUACAGCUGUAAUAAUGACUGCGCAUUGCGCAGGAUGCGGGCCUCCGCCUCCAAUGGAGUUUAACGCCGAUCAUCCGUUUGCCUACGUCAUUCGCGAUAAAGACACCAUUUAUUUUCAGGGGCACUUCGUAGGACCAGAAGAAUAAAGUAAAUGGAAGGAGACGCAAAGAGUGCUUACUCCGUUAAUCAAAUUAUAAAUAUAAAGACUUUCCUUUCCCUUAAAAAA
Drosophila subpulchrella is the source of this 1270-nucleotide messenger RNA. RefSeq names its product serine protease inhibitor 42Dd-like. The record is from RefSeq and is a predicted model, not a curated record. Gene Ontology annotation, molecular function: serine-type endopeptidase inhibitor activity. The transcript is spliced from 4 exons. Bases 57 to 1190 code for a protein of 377 amino acids. NCBI's taxonomy places the organism in Eukaryota, Metazoa, Arthropoda, Insecta, Diptera, Drosophilidae.